Messenger RNA from Penicillium olsonii, 7110 nucleotides. The record is from the annotation of a GenBank genome assembly. Lineage: Eukaryota; Fungi; Ascomycota; Eurotiomycetes; Eurotiales; Aspergillaceae.
AUGACUCUGUCUGAUAUAACGCCAGGGCCAAGGCCACUGGCCAUCGUGGGAAUGUCAUGCCGGCUUCCCGGGGACGUGGCCUCGCUGGAGGACUUUUGGGAGCUCUUGACCAAUUCUAAAGAUGGUUAUAGAGAGUUUCCCCGCGAAAGAUUCAACUGGGAAGCAUUCUAUCAUCCAAAUGAAGCACGAAAAGAUGCCAUUCACGUCAAGCAUGGGUAUUUUCUCAACGACGAUGUCGCAAACUUUGACGCACCUUUUUUCAAGAUGAAUGCAACGGACGCAGCAUCCUUCGAUCCACAAGGGCGAAUCUUACUUGAAUGUGUGUAUGAAGCACUAGAGAACGCCGGAAUCGCAAAAGAAAGCAUCGCAGGCACAAAAGUCGGAGUGUUCGCUUCAACGAAUGCUUCUGACUAUUUACUCGAAUUGAAAGACGGUAUUGCCAAUGCGCCACCACAGGCAGGAGUCCUCGGUCACAGUUGCAUGCUAUCAAAUGUAGUGUCCAACGUGUUUGACCUCAGCGGGCCGAGUGUGAGCGUCGAUACCGCGUGUUCAUCAGCCUUCUACGCACUCCAGUUAGCGGCGCAGAGCAUACGCUCGGGCGAGACUGACACAUGCAUUGUAUCAGGAUGUGCACUCAACCUCUCACCCUGGCGAUGGAACAUGCUUUCAAAUCUGACAAUGCUCAACUCAGAUGGUAAAACGCGGGCGCUUGAUCCAGAAACAGAGUCGGGCUAUGCGCGUGGCGAAGGCGCAGCUUGUAUAAUAUUGAAACCACUCGACUUGGCGCUUCGUGACAAUGACCGCAUUCACUGUGUCCUGUCACAUAUUGGCGUGAAUCAUAAUGGUAACACCAACGGAUAUACAAUGCCAGAUGCGGUCAUGCAAGCCACACUCAUGAAGGAAAUGCAACAGUCCUUGAAUAUCCGACCGGACGAAUUUGGGUUUGUCGAGGCUCACGCGCCUGGGACUCGAGUGGGAGACCCUAUUGAGAUUUCAGCAAUUCACCAAGUCUUCUCGAGUGAAUCUCGAACGCCCGAAGAGCCGCUUUUAUUAGGCUCAGUCAAAGCUAAUGUGGGGCAUCUGGAGUCAGCGAGUGGUUUUCCGUCUUUGAUAAAGGCUGCUUUGAUGUUGAAAAACAACCAGGUUGUCCCCAAUCCCAAUUUCAAGGACGAAACCAUGAACUCAGAGCUGCGGAAGCUGAAUAUGGCGGUACCAACCAGUACACAGUCCUGGCCAAAAGGAAAGUCGUACGUCGCAAUCAACAACUAUGGGUUUGGCGGGUCCAACGCCCACUGCAUCAUCAAAAUGGCACCAGAAUCCGACAAUUCCAUCCAACCGAGCAGUACUUCACCAGAAGAAGAUGAAGCAUAUCUGUUUGUUCUCUCCGCCAAUGACGAGCAGGCUCUCGCGCGGACCAGGGAAAGACUGGUUGGGUUCCUCGAGGAGGAUGAGGCAGCCAACGUCCAAAUGAGCGAUUUGGCCUACACACUGGGUCAGCGUCGAUCCAAUCUCAGCUGGUGUUCGGCUCUCGUUGCAUCGGAUCUGGAUGAUUUAGGCAUGAGUACGGCGGCGCCGCGAGUGAUACAGCGACGGGCCAUUCGCCCGCCUAGAAUUGCCUUUGCUUUCACUGGACAAGGUGCUCAGGGGUUCGGUAUGGGACGUGAAUUAUUGCAGUACCCUGUAUUCGCCCAGUCAUUGGAAAAAUCCUCAUCCUGUGUCCAGUCUUUCGGCGCCACAUUCUCGCUCACGGAGGAGUUGUACGCAUCCGAGGCCACUUCACGUAUCAACGACGCCGAUGUGAGUCAGGCUGCGUCAACGGCGGUACAGAUUGCCCUGGUUGAUCUUCUAAGAUCGUGGGGAGUCGAGCCCGCCGCGGUCGUUGGUCACUCCAGCGGUGAGGUUGCCGCUGCCUAUGCCGGGGGUAUUCUCUCGCUACCGGGUGCUAUGCGAAUUGCAUAUGCACGAGGUCAGAUGGCCAUCAGGAUCAAAACUGUUCAACCAGACUUCAAAGGUGGCAUGAUGGCCGUGAGCGCCGGCAUGGAGGAUGUUGCUCCCCUCCUGGACAUCGUGAUUUCUGGAACAGUAGUGGUUGCAUGCGAGAACUCACCAAACUCCCUGACAGUAUCAGGAGAAAGCGCGGCAUUGGAUGAGUUGGAAACAUUGCUUGAGGAGGAUGGAAUACCUCACAGGCGACUUGCAGUUGACUUCCCAUACCACUCUCCUUUCCUUGAACCCUUCAUCGACCAAUAUGAAGAAGAUAUCUGCACAGACGACACUUUCGUGACGACCGAGACUACCAGUGUUGAGUUCUUCUCCGCCAUGGCUGGACGAAAAGUCGAUCCUAUCGCGGUGAAAAAGCCUUCAUACUGGGCAAGCAGUGCGAAGUUCCGGGUGCGAUUCACAUCUGCCGUGAAUGCGCUCUUCAAAAGCAAGACUCCACCGGAAGUGGUAGUUGAGAUUGGGCCAAAUCCGACGUUGACUUGGGCGAUGAAAAGUAUUCUGAAAGCGUUAGGAAAGCAGGCACCGGCUUCGAUGGAAGCCCUCCCAUCGCUUCAUCACGGUGAGAACGCACGCACAGCCAUGCUUCGACUUGCCGGUUCGCUCUUCACCCUCGGCCAACCGCUGGACAUGCAUCAAGUCAACUUUGGACACCAGAGGAAUGGUCCGCGCCCACGCCUAGUCGACGGACUGAAGCCAUACCCGUGGACACGCAGCCGUUACUGGAUUGAAUCCACAGAUCGACAUGACAGGCUACACCGACCAUUCCCCCGACAUGAUAUUCUAGGACAUACCACGACCCAUGCGAAGGGUGUUGAGAUGGGCUGGUCGAACAAUUUCGAGAUCGACGAUAUGCCGUGGCUCCGGGAUCACCAAGUCGGGUCAUCAAUCACCUUCCCACUCGCCGGGUAUAUAUGCGCUGCAGUCGAAGCAAGCAAACAACGUGCCAUAAUUGGUGCUGGAGGGGAGGUCAACGUCGCUGGAUUCACUGUGCGCGAUGUGCGCGUUGAGCGCAACCUGGUUUUCCAGGAAGGAGUUCGCGUAGACCUUUCCAUCAAGCUCCGUCCACUCGAGGAAAGUGAUUUCGAUGAAUUCAAGCUAUUGACCUGGGACAGGGAGCAGCAAACAUGGACUCUUCACUGUCGCGCUCUCGUGAAAUGCCAUACAAACGCGCCCGAGACGGGACUGACGCGGUGGGACGAAGCGCGCGCGCAGUGUCCCAGCCACGUCGGGAGCCCGCUGCUCUAUCAAGGCUCAGUAAAGACAGGCCCACGACGUACUGGCACAUUCCGCAAUGUGUUCAAUCUGCGGUAUGGAAGUGGACAAACCACGGCAGAGGUGGUAGUCUCGGACACUGAGGCUGGUAUGCCACAUCAGUACGAGAGUGCGUAUGCCAUCCAUCCAACGACAUUGGACGGCAUUUUGCAGUGCGGGAGUUACGUUCCUUUCUUGGAUUCCGAAUUUGCUCCUUUCGGGGCUUCGAGCAAUGUUUGGGUUCCUCAGACAGUUGCAGAGGUCGUGAUCGGCACCGAAGUUCCCCGCGAGCCGGGCCUCAUUUUGCAUGCCGUCGCCCAGGCUGAACAGCCCCCACAAAGGCUUGGCGGCACAUAUGCCGUCGACGCGGGUUUGGACGGCGCAUCCAGUGUUGCAGUCCAGGUUCGAGGUCUCGGCUUCGAGGUUGAGAGAGACAUCUUAUCUCGCUGGCUCGAUCCGCACUACGGAUGCUACAAGCUGGAAUGGCAAAGCGCUGGUCAGCUAGCGACAGAUGCGGCGAAGUGGCAUAUUGUACAGGCCCCAGGAGAAGAAAGCAGUUUGGUCAGCACUCUCAGUCACCACUUCGGGACAUCCGUCGUGCCCAUUUCGCAGUCAUUGCCCGUCGAAGCCAAAUUCUGCAUCGUGUUGGACACCGGUGAAGGUUUGUUGGGUGAUGUGGACCAGGCUACCUUUGAAGACCUCAAAAACCUUCUCACUAACUGCGAUGCUGUUGUUUGGGUUACUCGUGGAGCGUUCCUUCAAGCGACAAAUCCGACGGCAGGAAUGACCGUCGGGUUGCUGAGGACGAUCCGCACGGAGAUGCAGGCCGCCGUUGCGACCCUCGACCUUGACCCGUCGACUACCGAUGCGACCACACAGGCAAAACUGGUGCAGUGCGUGGCUGGACAUGUUGCCAACGCGGCGAAAAAGAGCAACUCCCAAGCCGAGAUGGAAUUCACGGAGAGUGACUCUCAGCUCCUUGUUUCACGCAUAAUACGCGACGAUGGUCUUGAUGCAAACGCGCAUGCUGCUACAGGCAUCUCAUCUCCCCAAGAUGAGUCGUUCGAUCCCGAAUCCCGCCUAACUUUUGGGCUUCAGCGCCCGGGUGCGGUUGAUUCGCUAUAUCUUCAGCGGGUAGACUCCGUCCCUUCGCUCGGCGAUGAAGAAGUCGAAAUCCAGGUUGCAGCGAUUGGACUGGCAGUUGAGGAUGGUCAAGCUCUUCAAGGGCGCGAGUGCAGUGGAGUUGUUACUCGGUGCGGUGCGAAGGUGACACGCAUGCGAGUUGGCGACACAGUGUUUGGGCUGGCGGAUACUCGGGGUGCAUUUGGGACAUUCGCUCGGUCGCAUCAGUCGUGUUUCGCUCUGAUUCCAGGCUCAGUCACAACAGAGCAGGCUGCAACUUUGCCAAACACGUUCGGGAUCGCCCAGCUUACUGUCAUCGAAGUGGCUCGGGUACGCGAAGGUGAUAUUGUCGUUGUCCUUGGAGCUGCGUCUGCUGUGGGCCAAGCUACUGUGCAAGUUGCGAAAGCAGCUGGUGCUUGCGUUUACGCAGUCGCUGACUCGUCUGCGGCUCAUCAAACAUUUAUGACACUUCGCCCUCAAGCAAAUUAUAUUGUCGAUAACCUUGACCAGGUACCAACAGCGGAUCUGGUGCUUGAAGCCAGUCUCUGCUCUACAAAAGAUGCCUCCAUAACCCGAGUCUUAGGGCCUCUGGGGCGCUUUAUCAAAAUUGGCGACCUCAUCGCGAACUGUACAUCUCGCCGCAAUAUCAGCUGUAACUCUGUUGGCGCUCCACUUUUCGCUGUUGCUGACUCUCAACCAACUCGAAUUGCGCACAUUCUGGACUCAAUCGCAAACCUCUUCGACCAAAGUGUGUUCAGUGCCUUGCCCGUGGCUCAUACCGUUCGGUUAGAUCAACUGCAUGAAGCUCUGCCGACUGUCUCAUCUACCGAUUCAGUGAGGACGGUGCUCACUCCCGUUAAAGGAGAGGUGGUGAAGGUACCGAGAAUCCCUGCUUGUAUUCAACACUUGAUUUUACUAACUUCGGCCCAGAUUACGCCAGCACGACCAGAUGCACCCAAACUUGACUCAGAAGCUGUCUACCUACUUGUUGGUGGCGGCGGUGGCCUCGGUCGUGUCAUUACGAGGUGGAUGGUGGAAAGUGGUGCCAGGAAAAUCGGGCUGCUGUCGCGCAGCACUUCGAUGAGCUCCGAGGUGUUAUCACUUGCAGAAGAGAUGGCCAAGUUGGGGGCCGAGAUAUUCUUGCUGUCUUGCGAUGUCACCAACAAGGAGCAGUUGAAGCAAACAGUCGAGCAAUGCGUUGUUGAAAAGGGCAUCAUCAAGGGAGUCAUCAAUGCCGCAAUGGUCUUCAAGGGUGGUGUCUUCAGCUUAGUGUCUCACGCCGAUUUCAACGCCGUGAUUCAGCCAAAGGUCCACGGCACAUGGAACCUUCAUCACGCCCUCAGCGAUGCCCCUCUAGACUUUUUUGUGUUGAUCUCCUCCGUUGCUGGUGUAGUCGGCACACCUGGCCACUCAUCAUAUGCAGCUGCGAACACCUUCUUGGACUCUUUUGCAAGAUACCGCGUUCGACAAGGCCUUCCCGCUACUGCCCUUGCCUUCACAGCCGUGGUGGACGCUGGGUAUAUGGCGGAAAAUGCGGAAAAGUUACAGAAGCUGAAGUACAUUGAUGAUUACGAAGGAGAAAUCCUCACCACUCAGGAUGUCCUCGCUCUUCUCUCUGCUUCCGUGUCAGGGGUAACUGCUACAUCCUGCGAUAGCUAUUGCAUCACCGGUGCAGGCUUUGGAGCGUCUCGCAAACUUCCAGCCUAUGCAAGAGACCCCCGGUUCUCCGCUCUUGUUACCCGUCAUGCCAAAGAUCUGGAGGCUAAUCCAAGAUCGACAUCCCUUAACAGCGAGAAUUCUUUGUCGCACGUGCUUGAACAGACGGAUAACAAGGCCGAUGCCUUCAGUACGGUCCUACAUGCUGUCAGGAAUAAAGUGGCUGAAUUGCAACUCAUCUCUGUGUCGGACAUUACGGACAAUCAAACCAUUGUCGAGCUCGCCCUCGACAGUUUGACGGCCAUGGAAGUAUACUCAUGGAUCGGGCGAAUCUUCCACGUCAAAUUCCGAGUGCAGGAAUACGCCAAACUUGACACUCUUGAGAAGAUUGUAGAAAGUGUGGCAAUUACAUUUGUGUCAGACACAAGUGACUCAGCUGCAACAUAUGUUGUAUCUCAGAUCGAAAAUCUCAAUAAUGGCGCCCGCGGAAUCAAAAUCCAAGUCGACAUCGCGCAUCCCGACGCCCCUCGUAUCAUCGUUGACCAAACACUCGCGGCAUUUGGUCCAAGUAUCGACAUAUUGAUCAACAAUGCCGGCACAAGUCUAAGAAAGCCGUUUCUUGAAACCACUUUGCAAGACUUUGACCAAAGCAUCAAUACCAAUCUGCGAGGACCUUUCUUCCUCUCGCAGGCCGUCAUACCCCAUCUUCGUCGCCCGGGCCGGAUUGUGAAUAUCAGCUCCAUAGUGUCACGCAGUGGUGGUCCACUGUAUGGAGUCUAUACCGCAUCCAAAGCCGGAUUGGAGGCGUUUACACGAUCCCUGGCUGCGGUCAUUGGUCCGAACGGCCAUAGCGUGAACUGUGUUCUUCCUGGGUUGACAGAUACGGAUAUGCUGAAGGGCCUUACGGCAGAUCAAGAAUCGGCCGAUUAUCAUCGUGCAGUUGCAUCUAUGACCCCAAUGGAAGGGCGCGUUGCGUCUCCGGAUGAAAUUGCCCGCGUUGUCACUUUACUCGUUAGUCCACAAAGCCAAUGGAUCACCGGGCAGUCUAUCAGUGCUACUGGCGGUCUACUCAUGCUAUAA